Molecule: messenger RNA, 1848 nt
Organism: Babesia microti strain RI
Lineage: Eukaryota; Apicomplexa; Aconoidasida; Piroplasmida; Babesiidae
Exons: 2
Coding region: 1-1848 (615 amino acids)
Source: RefSeq, a predicted model, not a curated record
AUGAAAGUGUUUGUCGCGUCUUUCCUUUUAUACCUGUUUAUACCAGUCUCAAUAAAAGGAAGUCAAAAAAAGGUUAAUUGGAAUGUUACCAAAUAUGAAGAAAGGGAUAUAACGGUUGAAGUGAAUGGUACCAAUAAGGUGGAAAUAGUUUGUGAUUAUCAACAUGCAAUACGAAUUACAAGUGCUAAGUCAAUAUUUGAGAAAAAUACAUCGAUCAAAGAAUUAGAAGUUAUACAUGUUCUGAGGGAUCUGUGUGAAGAUAGAAAUAUUUGUAAAUUUAUCCCUAAAACCGUGACCUUUAAAAAAUAUGACGAUACGACCCAACUCUAUAUACCAAAUCUUUGUGUGACAGGCGUUGAUUGUAAACACAAAUUAAACAUAAAAUAUAAAUGUUUAGAUAACUUUAUGUCUUCCUUAAAAGAAAACCCCGCAGAUACGUUUAUGGUUAGCCAAGAAGAUAAUAAACAUCAAAUAUCGAUUUCUUGUUACAAAAGGGAUUAUAUAGAAAUAAUCUCUGUUGAUUUUCUUAGAUACAAAAAAGAACAUAGUCAGGAGGCACAGGAAUUGAUCAAAAAAGUAUAUGAACAGUGUAACGGUAAAAAAUACUGUGUUUUUUCGGAACCCUCCAGUAAUAAACUAGGUUUCCUUACUGUUACUUAUAGGUGUUCUGAGCCUCUGUAUUCUUAUUAUAAAUAUACAAAUCCCAAAGAUGAUAUAAAGGUUGGUCAAUUUUACCUUUUAAGUAACGAAAUGGCCAAUGUCAAGAUAAUAUGCCCAAUGGGUCUUGUCAAGAUUAAAAGUGCUCUAUGGGAGGUUGAUACAAAGUGUCACGCUACUAACAACAUUUUUGAUAGAACCAAUGUAGUAGGAAAAUUUUGUGAUGAAAAGGCAAUUUGUACCUUCGUUCCCUCAUCAUACAUCAGUAUUGACAAUUCAUCACUCAAAUAUUUGAACAUGGGUGGUUUGUGCCGUUCUGAGUACUACCACAAACUAAAAAUUACAUUUGAUUGCCAAUAUAAUCAUAUGAAUAAUUACUGGCCCACAUGGAUUAAAACCAAAGAUGUGGUUAUUGGCCAAAACACUAAGAUUGAAUGCGAUGCAGGUCGAUCAGUUGACAUUUACACUGGCUAUUGGGGUACAGACGACAGAAGUGUUCGCGGUGGCCAUUUUUUAGAUUAUAGUGAAAAGAUUGCCGAAUAUUGUAAUGGAAAGGGAUCUUGCGAUCUGAAACCAAGUGCUGUAGGUGGUAAUGGCAAUAUUGUCAUGCCUACUUUUUUUCCGAAUAUCCCUUACAAACUAAAAUUGCGUUAUGCCUGUAGGAGACAUGCCGCAAUGCAGUACGAUAAUUCUGGAUUUGAUAGGCCCGAUAUUUUUUAUAAAAUUGAAGAAGAAUGCGAAAAACCUCCGGCGUAUCUGGCUUCAAGUCACCAACAAAUUGCCAAACCUAUAAAUAUUUCAAAUGGUACCAUCAUUUCUGUGAAUUCUACAUUUGACUUCAAAUCAUCGAUGGCUAUUAUAAUUGGGCACAAAAUUAGAAUAACAAUUGAUGCACAUAGGAAGGAAGUUACCAUAAUUUCUGGUUAUACGAGUUCUAAACAUAAUAUAAAUGAGGACAUGGAUAGGUUUGUUUUCACAAUAUUGGUGCUUGGUGGGAAUGUGUUUUUCAACUUUGAAUAUAGCAUUAAUGGCAGUGCUAAGAUCGAACAUUUCACCCAUGAACACAUUAUAUUCGAGGAUAAAGAUGUCAAAGAUAUUGUUAAGAUGUAUUCCAACAUAGCACCGAAUGAGUUCAAAGUUUACUAUGGUGUUUUGAAUAUGUAUAAUGAACGUGAAGUUUCUGGUACCUAG